UUUGGGUAUCGUGGCAACUGUAAAUAUGGCGAUUUGUCGCCAAGAAUUUCUGUCGAAAUCUAUUUAUGAGGAGUAGAGAUAUUUCAAACAUUGGACUGGCGUGUAAAUUUCUCUAUUAUUCUUGUACCUUAUGUGUUGAAUUUCCUAAAAUAUUGACUGCUUAAAGGAGUGUGUGUUCAGAACGACAGUAUUCGUGGUUUGAAGGUCGGGUAGUCAACAAAAAAUCCGUCUUCGACUUCGAGGAUCGCGCAGUUCUCGUUCGACCAUCGAGAAGUAACAAUUAUCUGGGCCGACAGUGCCCCGGCAAGUGGAGCGGGAAGUGCGACAAUCAGAUUCACUGAGCUGAGCGUCGCGAUGCUUACACACGGACCAGCAUCAGACACCAGCAAACUUUUGAUUUGUUUUUAUUAUAUAAGAUGAAUUCAUCGUAAAUGCACGUGAAACAAGAUAUUGACUUAUUCUCUCCUCGAAUUUGAAUUUUAGAAUAAGAAGUGAAGACUGAAGAGAAGUUGUUGACUUUAUGACUUUCAACUCGUGAUCAAAAACAAAAGUUAUUCAUUCGGAAUCAUUCCAUUUUAAAUUUCAGACUUUCGAGAAAAUUAUGCAUAUUGACUUUUAGAAUAACUUGGGAACCUUGGUUUUCAGUAACGUGAGGAUGACAACAAAAAUGGCGACACAACUUCAACCCAAACCACCUGUGCCAGUUGUCGGGCACAUUAUUACAGAUGAGGAGAUGGGAUUGAAAAAGGGAAUCAAGAUCCAACAGGUGAACUUUGUAAAGGUCAUCAAACUUCUUACAGAUCCUCAUUCAGUUGCUCUCUAUGAAAGACACAACCAUGCUCUCCAGAGACUCAUUCGACACUACAGUGCUGGAUUUCUUCUCAAAGAUUUAGUGCAAGUAUUCAAAAUCUUGAAUGUGUGUGCUGACCGAAGUCACGAGCAACCCAUGUACAUCAAGCCUAUGAUUGAGAUGUUAAAGCUAUGUAGCCUUCCUUUCCUGAGGGAAAAAUCUUCAGAUGAAACUACUUACUCACAGAUUGUCAUAGAGUCAUUCUCUCAAUUAGGCUAUUUAAUGAGAGUACCAAAUAGAGAAGUGCGUAUCCAGCUUGCCAAUACAUUGGAGGCCAUCUAUACAAAUGAUGCAAAGGGUCUGCUAGUUCAAGACCACCAGCCUACUACCAGAGCUUACAAUGCAGCCAUGGUCGAAAGAAGUGACAUAGCAGAGACACUAGUUAAGAGUCUGACGUUACUUGAGAAUGACCUGGAGGUCAAACUUCGGCUGAUGAUCAUCCUGCAGCAUUUCUCUUCCUUCUCUCCUAUCAAUUGUAAUUCCAUGCUGUCAGCUGAUGCUGCAAGCCGUAUAUGCAGCCGAAUGAAUGACCCAGACCCCAGUGGAAAGUUAUUAUUCCAUUCCAUUGAGAUUCUGUGGAAUCUAAUGGAGAAUGGAGAUAGAGAGGAGAUGGCUCGUCAGCUCAACUCAUUUAUCUGCAUAGAGGCACUCAAGGAUGCUUUUACACAACAGAUGACUAAUGGCUACAGUCAUUAUGAUAGGCAGUUAAGGAACGACCUCCUUGUUCUGACAACGCUAGCAGUAGCCAACAAUCCUGAGGCACCAUUCAUAGAAACUGGUUAUGCCAAAGUUUUGAUCCUCUUUGCCACAUUCCAGGAAGUAAGGAGUCACAAUGCAUUGGUCAAAUACCUGAAAUUAGGAACAAGCCCUGAAGAUUUUGAGCUGAAGAAGAUGUUGAUUAACAUCCUGGUGGUUCUAAGCCAAGAACCUGCAGUUAUUCCGCUCUUAGGGGAAGGUCAUGUGAUCUUAGCCCUCUUAUCAUUCAUCAGGAACAACGAGAACUCCAGCCAGCCGCAGGAGUGGAGCCCCGCCCAGUUUGAAGAGAUUCAACUCCAUGCAAUGUCAGCAUUAUGCACCUUAGCGCCGCUCUGUAUACAGGAUUAUAUGACCUGUCAAGGGAAUACAAGGUUACUGCUACUGCUGGAAUGGUGUGUGGGUAAAGAUGAUUUUGCUGGACAUGGGAAUGCAUUCCAUGGUAAAGGUGGACGAGGAAACAAACGAGCUCAGAUGAGAUUUUGUCUUCAUCUCAUGAGGAGUGUGGUUUCUCUCAACGACAGCGAGGUCAACCAAGAUCUCGUAGAUCAGGGUGCCAUCAACCAAUUACUUGAUAUCCUGUUGAGUGCUACAAGAUCCAGCAUAGAAGAUGAUGCUAUAGAUGUUGAGAUGCAAUGUGAUAUGCUCUUUAUUCUCUCGGUAUUAUGUGAAGGGAAUAUGCAUAGAAAGGAGUUGUAUGGAGAGAAGGGUGUAGAGGUGGUGCUAAGGUACCUGAGGACUGAUGCUAAGAAGCUCAACCGAGGCUUGGGACACCAUCGUCUGAUGUUGGCUGCUGUAGAUAAUAUCUGGUGCUGUGUGAUUGGAGCUUACAUCAAUGAAGACCAGUUCCUAGAAGGCCAGGGAGUCUUUCUACUUCUGGACCUACUAGAGUCGUCAUCCAGGAAUACUCACAACCUGAGCCUUGGCUGCUUGACAGAUCUCUGUGAGAACCCCAAGACUGUACCUCACCUACUGGCCUGGAAGGGUAAGAAGGAACGGACCAUCGCCAGUCUCCUGGUAGAUAUCUGGAGACAGGAGGAGACCCACAUGGGUGUCAAGAGGGACGAUAAUGGUGUCCUUACAGACCCAGCUGUACCAUUGAUGGGUAGCUUCCAGGAGGAAGCCGGCAUCAAACCAUUACCAGCAAACCAGCCAAGCCAUGCCAUCACUGACGUCUCAGAGAAUAUGAGAGCCAAGAUCUACGCACUCUUCUGCAAAAUUGGUUAUCAUGAGCCAAAGGGACUGUCCACAGAGGAGCAGGUCACACUGGUGAUCAUCAAACGGUUUCUGGAUUUCAAAGAGGGUGAGAUCUGGGUUGAGAUCACGUCAGAGCUAGAACAGGAGAACCUCAGACCUAUCACUCCAGAUCAGGAAUUGCUUGAGAUGUUGAGUAGGUCCAACAAAGAGAUGGCCGAGUCAAUCACUGAAGAACAGAAUGAGCUUCUAGAAUCACAAAGACAGCAUGCAUUACUUGAAGAACAGGAGCUCUAUUCAGAGAUCAAAGAGAAUCACAGACAGCGAGAGAAAUCUAUCAAGAAAUGGGGUGACUAUGUGGCAAGAACAUCCAACUAUGCUAUCCUCAAGACUGCUAAAGGAAGACAAGAGAGAGCCAUCGAAGAGUCCAGAGACAAGAACAUUGAUAAUGAGCAUACAUUCCAUGACAUUGAUCUUCCUUCUCUUCAAACAACAACUUUCCAAGGUCGUACCAUCAUGGUUGACAGCACACCAAGAGAUAUCCUUGAUGGAUCUACACUCAUCACUAGCCACACGGAGGGAGAGAAGAAUCUUACAAUCAAUAAACAUGCUUCCAUUGCCGUCUCAUGAAUCACUAUUCUAUAAUACUCGUCACAAACCUUGUGAAAUUACUGUAUCUGUUUAAUGAUGGGCGUAUUCAACAUACCUCAUAAAUCUAUUGGUUCGAGUUACUUUUUAAACUCUCAAUAAGACACCCCCUUCCCCAAUAACAAUAUAAUACAAUAUAACAUAUACCCAGCCUGUCAGUAAGCCCAAGUUGUAAUUUGUAGAAAAAUUGGCAGGUAUAUCACUUUUUUCACUAACCAUUUCACAUACAUGAUACGCUUUCUGAAACUUGCUGGAAAGUUGAAAAUGGAAAUUUAAUCUACUUGCGAUUUUGAAGAGGAAGAAAUAAGAACUCAAUACCACGUCAUAAUAGAUUUAGACAAUAUACAACCAAUUAUAUUUUGCAUCUUUUAGUAUACUUUCUCCAUGAGCAAAAUCAAAGACUGGCGGGGGAAAAAAUAAAUUGUAUUCAUUUGUAUGUUCUGGAAUCCCACGUAAACAAGGUAUUUGAUCACAUUAAAGGCACCAUUGAAUUACAUGUCAUGAAUUAUUGUGACUAUAUGAGAAAGUAUCUUGCAUCUACCACCAAUACUUGAACAUAGUUUACUCAAUACAACUAAUGUAUGGGAAAACAAUACAUGAUCACGUUAAUACACAUUGUGUUCCUAUGGCUUCUCUACUGUUCAAUAAUGAGAUCUUGAAAUAAAAAACUGCUUGCAAUCUGUAAUCAUAUCUAUAUGUAUGGCAGAAUUUGGGAUGCUGAAUUUGAUUCCUCUGUAUAUUCUCCUGUACCAUAUUGUAAAUAUAACUGUGUGUAUAUACUGUAUAAACUGCUACGAUUUGAAUAGAGAUAUAUAUAUUAAAAGUAAUGUAACUAAUAAGCUACAUCUUUCAUCUUUGGAUGCGUCAUGGUGAAGUCUGCAGAGAAGACUAGAAACAUGGACGACAAGCACUGCAUUACCUUGACCCAUACAUACCAACUGUUACUGAAGUACAGGUUAUGUGUACCUGAUUAUUUUGUUUGGCGUCACCUGUGCCUGGGAGGCGAAAAAUCGAACUGAAUCACUAUGACCCUCGGGGUCUCUCCUCCCGAUAUACAUGUAACUGAUUGGGAUGUGCAGGAGGACCACUGCACAGAUUUCCCCUAUUUCUAUGCUAGUAACAUUCAGAGGUGAUGACUUUCCUCUACACGGGGCCUCCAUUGGUUCAGAACUAGCUUGCGUUCCAUCCAGCAUGUCUAGUCCCGUUUGCAAGUUUCACCAUGUUAUGCAUUCUUAUGAAUAUUUGUUCUAACUUUUGAAAGCUACAUGUAUGGGAACUCCGAGUUGAAGAGAAGUGUAUUGAGGUAUCAAAGAGCAGUUAUAAUUGUUUGUAUUCAACAAUGGUUGCAUUUGAA
Messenger RNA from Lytechinus variegatus (green sea urchin), 4799 nucleotides. Its product is annotated as cilia- and flagella-associated protein 69-like. Gene Ontology annotation, cellular component: non-motile cilium; sperm midpiece. NCBI's taxonomy places the organism in Eukaryota, Metazoa, Echinodermata, Echinoidea, Temnopleuroida, Toxopneustidae. Gene Ontology annotation, biological process: positive regulation of flagellated sperm motility. Bases 656 to 3427 code for a protein of 923 amino acids. The record is from RefSeq and is a predicted model, not a curated record. The transcript is spliced from 23 exons.